GAAGUUCACCGAUGGGGGCCGCCAUGUUUUUCCAGCGUCUUCUCUCGUCCGUUCCGUAGUGGCCGAGGGAGGAGGGACCGUGACCCGCGACCUGUGAACCGGAAGCUUCCGCCACGCACCAAAAGUGCCCCGGAGGUCCCGCCAUGGCGCUGACCCCGGUACUCCGGCGGCUCCGCGGGCGUCGGGUGGUGCUGGCGAGCUCAUCCCCGAGGAGGCGGGACAUCUUGGGAUACACGGGCCUCCGGUUCGAGGUCGUCCCUUCCCGGUUCCCCGAGACGCUGGACCCCGCCGCCUUCCCGACCCCGCACGACUACGCUCGGGAGAAUGCGCGACAGAAGGCGCUGGAGGUGGCGCGGCGACUGCGGGAGAAAGAUCAGCGGACCCCAGACGUCGUCAUUGGCGCCGACACUGUGGUGGCCAUGGCCGGGCUGAUACUGGAAAAGCCUCAGGACAAGGAGGACGCCUUCCAGAUGCUCCGGCGGCUGAGCGGGCGCGAGCACAGCGUCAUCACAGGCGUUGCCAUAGUCCUCUUCCCACCUUCGCCCCGCGACCCUGGCGGGGCCCCGCUCCCCGACCCAAAAGUGACGUCGUUCCACGAGGAGACGCAGGUGACAUUCUCGGAGCUGACGGAUGAGCUGCUGCGGGACUACGUGGACAGCGGGGAGCCCAUGGACAAGGCCGGCGGGUACGCGCUGCAGGCGCUGGGCGCAAUGCUGGUUGAGCGCGCAGAAGGCGACUUCCUGGGCGCUGUGGGCUUUCCGCUCAACCGCUUCUGCCGCGAGCUGCAGGCCCUGCUGGGGCCGGAAGUAACUUCACUGCCUGCUGCUGCAGAGGGCGGGGCUGACGGCGACACAGAUGGGCCCCGCCCACCUCCAGCGGCAGAGAACCCUGGGAUCGACCUCUGACCUUCGGCCCCCUCCCCCGGGGUUGCCAUCAAUAAAGACUUGGUGUCCAGUG
This is a messenger RNA of Arvicola amphibius (Eurasian water vole), 957 nucleotides long. Its product is annotated as probable bifunctional dTTP/UTP pyrophosphatase/methyltransferase protein. The transcript has 7 exons. The record is from RefSeq and is a predicted model, not a curated record. NCBI's taxonomy places the organism in Eukaryota, Metazoa, Chordata, Mammalia, Rodentia, Cricetidae. Gene Ontology annotation, molecular function: nucleoside triphosphate diphosphatase activity. The coding region runs from base 144 to 905 and encodes 253 amino acids.